AUAAUUCCCUCCCUCCUCCUACGCGCAUAAAUUCCCGUUCCUCUUCCUUCAUCUCUCUCUCUCUCUCUCCCCAUUUCCUCCCCUUCUCUCUCCUCCCUUCUGACGCGGACGCCGGGCGCGUCAGGCACGCUUCCUCCUUUCUCGACUCGUCUUGGUUUAUGAGUUGCUUGGAAUAGGAUGGCAUUGGUCACCACUGCUGAAGUUUGUGAUGCAAACCCCCAGCUGAUUGUGAGCGGUGAACUUCGGGCACUUCAACCUAUUUUUCAGAUCUAUGGACGUCGCCCAGUCUUCUCUGGGCCAGUAGUCACACUUAAGGUCUUUGAGGACAACGUUUUGGUUCGGGAGUUUCUAGAGGAAAAGGGCAACGGCAGAGUUCUUGUGGUUGAUGGCGGUGGGAGCUCACGUUGUGCUAUUCUCGGGGGAAAUCCUGUUGUUCAGGCUCAAAAUAAUGGUUGGGCUGGCAUAGUUGUGAAUGGCUGCAUCAGAGACGUCGAUGAGAUCAAUGGCUGUGAUAUUGGGGUGAGGGCUUUGGCUUCCCAUCCAAUGAAAGCCAAUAAGAAGGGUAUUGGUGAAAAGCAUGUUUCCAUAACUGUGGCUGGAACAAGGAUCUCUGACGGGGAGUGGCUUUAUGCUGACACUGAUGGAAUCCUGAUCUCCAGAACAGAACUUUCUGUCUAGUAUAAGCUAUAAGCACAAAACGGAUCACACGAUGAUACUCUGGCGGGAAUUUGUGACUUGGUUCGUGACCAUCAUAAUUAAACAUAGACGGAUCUUGGUUAGUUUGGACCUACGGAAAUUGAGCCAUCCUUACCCGUCUCUCUGUUGUAUUUGAAUCUUGCUUAGAUAUUCCUGUCAAAUGCUAUUGUAUCCUACUGUGUUGUAUGCACUUUUAAACUGCGUCAAGUCUCUUUACCAUUCUGCGUGACGAUUGAACUCGAUGGUUUCGGUUUUAAGUCCCUGAAAUGAAGGCAGAAGACAGGCGGAGUAUGCAAUUC
This is a messenger RNA of Rhodamnia argentea, 995 nucleotides long. RefSeq names its product putative 4-hydroxy-4-methyl-2-oxoglutarate aldolase 2. Lineage: Eukaryota; Viridiplantae; Streptophyta; Magnoliopsida; Myrtales; Myrtaceae. The record is from RefSeq and is a predicted model, not a curated record. The coding region runs from base 178 to 678 and encodes 166 amino acids. The transcript has 2 exons. Gene Ontology annotation, biological process: regulation of RNA metabolic process. Gene Ontology annotation, molecular function: ribonuclease inhibitor activity.